This is a messenger RNA of Meleagris gallopavo (turkey), 6099 nucleotides long. The record is from RefSeq and is a predicted model, not a curated record. NCBI's taxonomy places the organism in Eukaryota, Metazoa, Chordata, Aves, Galliformes, Phasianidae.
AUGAUAGCAGAGCGUUUACAGGAACCUGCCGCCAGAGGACUGUACUUCAAAUUUCCUUCCUUUUUCAUCUAUAAAACUAAUUGCAAAUUAUUUCUUUUUGUUCUUCUCACAGCUGAAUUUUUAUUCCUCUUGUGGGGCGUUUAUCUCUGCUAUGCAGUGCGGACAGUCCCAUCAGCAUUUCAUGAGCCGCGUUAUAUGGCUGUUGCAGUUCACAAUGAGCUCAUUAUCUCUGCUAUAUUCCAUACAAUUAGAUUCAUUCUUGCUUCAAGACUUCAGUCUGACUGGAUGCUGAUGCUGUUCUUUGCACACACGCACUUGACUGUGACAGUCACUGUUGGGCUACUACUGAUCCCUAAGUUUUCACAUUCAAGCAAUAACCCAAGAGAUGAUAUAGCUACAGAAGCUUAUGAAGAUGAACUUGAUAUGGGUCGAUCUGGAUCCUAUCUGAACAGCAGUAUCAAUUCAGCAUGGAGCGAGCAUAGUUUGGAUCCUGAAGAUAUUCGGGAUGAGUUGAAGAAACUAUAUGCCCAGCUUGAAAUCUAUAAAAGGAAAAAGAUGAUUGCUAAUAACCCGCAUCUCCAGAAAAAAAGGUGCUCUAAAAAGGGCUUGGGGCGCUCGAUAAUGAGGCGUAUUACAGAAAUCCCAGAGACAGUCACUAGGCAGUGCUCGAGGGACGAGAAGGACCUGAUGGAGCACAGUGCUGUGAAAAACACGGCUACGCUGAAAAAACCCCCACAAGAUUCCACAAGUUCUGCAAAGCCAAAAGAAGAGACUUUGAAAAACAGAGUCUUCUCAUUAAAGAAGUCCCACAGCACUUACGAUCAUGUCAGGGAUCAAACAGGAGAGUCUAAUAGCAUAACUGCAGAAAGCACAGAAGUUACAGCUGCUGAGAAUUCAAUUCUGGAUUCCUUAACUGGUAACAAUUUAACCAAAAAAGCUGAAAAAGUUGAAGCAGUGUCCACUGAAUCGGUCCCUUUGGUGUGCAAAUCACUAAGUGCACAUAACUUAAGUGCAGAUAAGAAGCCUCUACAUCCAAGAACAUCUGUGUUACAGAAAUCCCUCAGUGUUAUUGCUAGUGCCAAGGAGAAGACUCUGGGACUUACAGGUAAAACACAAAGUCUAGAAGAAAGCUCUAAAUCUCAGAGAUCUCAGCAGAAAGUGAAGGAAGGCAGCAAAAAGCACUCGGCCACCGAUAAAGGGGAGCACAAGGAUUCUCACCGGAAGAACUCUGCUCAGUCUGAGGAGACAAAGAAAACCCAUAAGUCUGGCAUUAUGAAGCAGCAGAAGGUUAGUCAAACACCUGCAAAUCUAGACACAGGCCCAGGUAAGACUCUGCACAAGGACACUUUCGACAUAGGAGAAGUUUGUCCUUGGGAGAUAUAUGACCAAACUCCUGGUCCUGUGCCUUCUGACUCUAAGAUUCAAAAACAUGUGUCUAUUGCUUCCUCAGAAGCAGAGAAAAAUCACCCUUCCCAGCCAAAGGGGAAAUCUCAUCAUAAGCAGAAGACACCUGAGGGCUCUCAACAGUCGAAUCAACAGAGCCCACAGAAGUUGGAGGCAGGCACUCGAGAGGUGCAAGAGCAGCACAUUUUUGAAAAUGAUAAAAAACAGUUGAAUUCCAAAUCUCAGGGCUCCCCUGGGCUGAAGCGCGAGAACGUUAACAGAUAUGCACCAAAUGUUUGUGGGGGGGAGCACGAGGAGCUGCCCCAGAAAGCAGCAGAAAAUGUCAAUAAAUUGGUGGAACAAAAAAAAAUUGCCUCAUCUGAGGGAAAUGUGCUUUCUGACUCCCGUAAGCCAACUGGUUACUCGCAGCAACCUUUAGCAUCUCGAGCUGAAGUCUGCCCUUGGGAGUUCGACACACCAGAUUUACCAAAUGCAGAAAGAAGUGUAGCUUUAUCAAACACCUCUGCUAUAAGUGCAAAUAAAACAGCAACACCUCGAAAAUAAGAGGCUUUUGGACUGAGGAAAGUAGCAACACUGAGAAGAAAGACACCAGGAAAGACAAAGGGACUUAGGCCAAAAGGAUCUGAAAAUUCCUAAGGAGCAUCACUUAAAGGAAUCAGCACAACAAGUAGGAAUUAAGCAAAACAAAUUAUUAUUAUUGUUAUUAUUUAUUUGUUGAGUGCCAACAAUGUGAUUAGCAGUGCCCAGAAUGUGGUCCCUGCUCCAAGGAUUUUACUGUGUCAUUGAAAGAAACUUGCCUUUCUGAAAUCACUUCUCCUUUAAAAGAAAAAUAAACAAAACACCAAAACUUGGUAACAAACGCACACUGUAAAUCUUAACAGAAUUAUUUCUGAAUGUCACAACUGGCUUUAACUUGCCCUUGGGACUUUAAGGAUCCAACAGAAGUAGGGUGUAGAAAAUGUCCUGAUGGCAGAAAGGAUUAUCAAUGAGCAGCUCUUAAAAUGACGACUUUUCACUUUGCGUAUUUAAUCUCAAUAGCACUGCUAACUCAAUGCAUCCCAAAAACACAUUUUAUAUAAUGGUUGCUCUCAUUUUCUUAUUACUGUGUGUUUAAGUACAUUGUUGUGUCUCAUAUUAAAGCAUUCCAGAUUGUGUAAUUUUUGCAGAUACCUUUGAUAUUAUGUGACACAACAACACAUUUAUGCAAUCUGCAGAUACUUUUUUCUUAUUGCAACUUAAAAUACCUGCUAUAGACUUUUUGUUUAUAUAUAGAAUUACAGUAAUUGUUCGCUGGCUGUGGAAGCCAGUAACUCUCAUUGGGAAAUUCCUUUGGGGCUUGGGAAUUUUUUUUCUUUCCUGUGAUUUAUAUAGUGAACUUUUUGUUUUACUCUCUGUUAUUUAAAUUUAUAGUUUGAUACUGUAUUAUUCAGGGGUUUUAUACACAGCAAGUUACUUGUUAUGCACUUCCCUGUUAAUGCUCAUAGACUUUGCUAAUAGUGGAAAUCCAGUCGUCUUAGCUGCAUAUUCUGGUAAGUCUUAGGACAACUUAUCUGUUGUUUGUUACAAAUUGGAAAAUAUAGUCUAACAAACCAGAAUACCAACUCUAAACAUCCGUGAGGGUGAUUUUGUUCAGUAUUUCAUACUGAGCAUAUCCUACUACAUGAGACAGGCAAGAAUGAUAACGAAUAUACUCCAGAAAUGAUGACCUGAUUUACUAAAACUGGACAACUCUGGGAAAUUUAUCAGCUAGCUAACAACAGUUUACUGUCUAUCUCUGUUGGCAAACCUCCAGAAACUGGCCUUUGGAGAUACACAGGUGAGGAGAGAAGUCCGAAAUAUUACUCUUCCCUAUAUUGGCAGCGGCAAGAGACAGUGGGAAUGAAAAUGAUGGGCAUCUCUCUCCCACUCUCCAAGUGUGUUUUUUUUUUAAUUUACACAUAUAUUUAUGGAAACAGUUACUAUUUAAUGUAGCGCUAAUUUUCAGUAAUGGCUAAAGCCAUCAUCCUGCAUUUGGCUUAAUUCAAAGGUGGCCCACUUACAACCAUGAGUCUUGGUGCAAAAACACUCAUGGUGUACCAUCAGGGCCUAAGAGGUAUCAUAGAGAAUCUGUGUACCACUAAUAAUAAAAAUUAGGUUCCGCCCUCACCCAUCUAAAUUUAGAACCGGUGAAGUGCUAUUCAAUGGAAUUGACUGUACAAAGAGUACUCCAAAAUAAAGACAGCUCAGUCCUAAAGAACUUGUGCAAUCUGAGAGAAGUGAUGGGAUUCACUAGAAGAUGAAAUGAGGAUGAUUGAAUAGAAUGUGUUGUUUAAUAUAUAUAUAUAUAUAAAAUAUAUAUAUAAAAUAGAUAUUUAUAUAUGUUUAAUAUAUAUUUAACUUGUCAUAUCUAAUACACACAUGCACAUACAUGUAUGUAGUACAAACUGAUUUUUGUGGCAUCAUAGAAAAAGUGGCUUAAGAUAAAAUGUGAUGAUUGGAGGGACUUAGAUGAGCUGGGCAUGAAGAGGACAUUUUUUGUCCUUUGAAAAAGACAGAAUAUGGGCAUGUCUACACUAACAAAUAGGACAGAUCUUCUUACUGCCUCUGGAACGUGCAGAUGCUGAGCCAGCUGGAGACAAGUCAGCUCAGGUCUCGGUGCUGUCUGAACACAUUGGCCUCGCUCAUAAAUUCUGUCAAGACUCAGAGCUUGUGAGCUCCAUGUUAUGGUGGCCAAACUGCCACAACCAGCCUGGCAAGGUGGGAUGGUGCUUUGUUCCACCAUGGGGACAUGCUCCCUGGGCAGUCCUGACUCUCCCAACCCUCUUUUCUAGGGUGCAGUUAUGGCCUAGAUCUGGUCUCUGCCUUCAACACACGUCUUCUUGCCAGGACCCUGAUUUGGCCAUCUGAGCACAUGUUUUGCCCACACAGUGCCAGUGGUGUUCCAUGUGCAGCCCAAAUCCAGCUUGCUACUUAUUUUGUAAAAGGAUUGAGUUCAGAACCUACAUGCCCAACUUCCCCCUUCCCCAUCCCAGGCAUUCACAGAACAACUUCAGUGGGAUUUGAUCAGCUGGAACAGUUCCCUGUACACUUCCCUGCGUGGGAAGAAAUCCAUUCUGGGAACACUUUCAGGGAGUCCUGCAGGUGCACACUGACACUCCCCAGAUAGAUGCACAUCUUCAAACUUGCUGAGCAUGGUGACCAUACUCGUGAGUGGAAGAAGAUCAUGCAGAAUGUCCAGGAGGUGGUUGGUGUGAGCAGGGAAAGAGGACAGUUUAUGGCAAGUUGUCCUUCCAAACAGAAGGCAGUGCUUUGUUGGAGCCAGGCGUUGAGAUUAGAAGUGGGCAUCUGUAAGAGGGUCAUGAAAGGAGACUUUUGUACGUCCUCACUGCCUCUUUGAGACAAACGUUCACAAGGAGCAGGUGUCAGUUCUGAUGCCUGCACUUGUCCUGUCCUCCCUCCUUCACCUCAAGGAGGCUGCUGCUCGGAGCAUGGUGCAGCAUCCAUAGGGCACCUGCCCCAGCCGUGUGGCACCGCUGUCCUUUGCAGCACUGAGCCCUUCAUGUAUGACUAUGUCUGAGCCACCACUCUGUCUACGAUUCCUUGUUCAUUUUGUUUUUCCUUUCUUUUUGAAGACAACCUCACUGGAAAUACAAAAGCAAAGUGCACUCCUUAGUUGGAUUAACUCAGCCCAGCUGCUCUGGCCGCAGCAGAACAAAGGCUGGUUGACCACGGAAAGCACUGGCUUGUGUAUUCUGGUUUGGUUUGGUUUUCUUUCAUCCUGAUCCCUUCCUUCACUUCUUAAAAAAUGGCUGUUACGGUUCUUUAGGCUUGUUGUAGUCGUACAUCCUGACUGCUACAAUUGGAGAACUUUCCUUCAGAAAGCAACAAAGCUUUAGCAACUGAUAUCUGGGCUACAGAUUCAAUUGGUACUUUAGAUUUCUUUGCACUUAAGAAAGAGGGGCCAAACUUCACUCGACUACUAUAUUUCACUAUGAUGCUGCUAGAAACAUUGCUUAAUGAAGACAUACUAAGUUAGACAUAAAUAAUGUUCUGUAUUUCAUAGAUUUUUCUCCACCAGCAUAUAUUGGCUAGAUUGCUUAGUCGUCUUUUUCUGGAGUUUCAUCGUCAUUACUCAGCCAAGAGAAGUGUGACUCUAGAAUUAAGAUGUUUUCUAGCAGAUCUGUUAAGAGAAAAGAUAAUAAACACUAAGGUCACAAACAUUUGCUAGGUUGUCCUUUUAAAUGCAUGUGCAAGCUGCAUUUCUCCUUUAUUUCUAAGCCAUGGUUUAUAAAUAAAUUUAUACCAACCUUAUUAGACUUGUAUAAUUUAUGCAAGAUUAUACGCUUCAAAAUAAAAAUCAGUACACACCUAUCAGCUUUGGUGGCAUCAUAGGCCUGAAACCAGACAAUACUUUUAUAUUUGCUCUCCUUAGGCUUUUGCAUGCAUAUGACAACAGGCAGGCCUGAGAAAACACUGCCUUUUGACUUUCAACAUUUUAGCUACUCCGAGUUGUAGAGUACAUAAAGCUAUAAGUCUCUUCACUUUAUAAUGUGAUUCUUAUAACAAUGUUAUCUGGCUAACAACAGCAUCCACCAUGAAAUACUUGAUAGAUUUAUGUUGUAAUGUGUUGCAGCAUGUAAAUAAUGUAACUUCUCUGCAAUAAAGCACAUUUAUAUGAAAUCUGUCUACAGCCUUUUGGGUUGUGAAUUUUCUGAA